ACAAUACAUAUAUAUAUAUAUAUAUAUUAUAUAAGUUUUUUUUCCGCUACACCACGUUAUCUGCAUAGUACUAACUUCACUGAACGUACCAGACGUCUCCUCCCCGCUCCCCGCCCGCUAAUACCUAUUACUCGGCGACCGCAUCCGACUCCCACUUGCACAACUGCCGAUGACGACGUUCGUGCCGUCGCCACCGCUCCCGUCAUUCAUCAGCCAUCGCGUACGCAGUACUACGCAAGCACGCGGCGCACAACGGGGGGAAGAGCGUGCGGUCGACGUAUUUUUUCGUACGCUCAUCGAAGCACACCGCGCCAGUGUUGCCAAGCCAACCGUUCCGUCGGUCGUUGUUUGCGACGGAUGAAAUUGCGAUAAUUAUUUCAACAACACACAAUAUAUAUUGAAUAUAUUGUUAUCGUAUUCAAUAAUGCAGUAACAGUAGUAGUACACGCAUUCGUUUCGUGCAUAGUUAUGAAUACAAAUCUAUGAGUUAACUGUACAGUCGUAUCGGACCGUAAACACCAUUAUAGAGAGUAGUAUCUCAAUACCACGGUACGUCAGCGGUGGCGGGUGUCACGGACGGGUUUUCACGAGUUGUCGUUUCUCAUGUCGGACACGUGGCUAUUCGAGCGCACCACGAUAUUGCACACGUACGCGCAGUGAGUACGUACACGUAGUUGGCGUUGGAACGCUUCUUUCGAAGAAUUCUGAUUGAUAACGCAAACACGCGAGUAAUGGUCAAUUUCUCUCCGAUAAUAAUUGAAAUAUGAUUUGUGUGCGGUACCGCGUGGAAAAUUUUAACUGCCGUAAUUAUCCUUCAUUAUUAUUUAUUAUUAACAUAGUAAAACACCAUUGAUAAUAUUAUUUUAUUAUCUCGCGUUCCGUUUAUUUUCGUUGAACGUAGAAUCCGUCAAUCGUUACGCGGCAGUUUUCCUCGUUUUUUUACUUUCCAACAUGGACGCACGACAUAUUAUGUAUGUUUUUAAACUUUAAACAAUGCAACAGUUGUACGUACGCGUGAUAAUUAUCACUGUAAUAUCGUACCGUUCAAUAGUCGUGCCGUGAUAAAUUAUUAACCGGCUACGAUAUCAUCAGAAUGUAUUGAUGACUACCAUUAAUAAUUCAAGUAUUUACAUAAUAUCGCGCUCGGGGUACUGUGUGUACGUUGAGGGACCGCACGCGCGAUCUAACACACUUAUUUACAUUUAUAAAGUGCAUUGAAACGUGAUUUGUCCUCCAUUUGACAUUUCAUUCAUUCGAAUUGUUAUCGCGUACCAUCAAUAUAGGCUAAUAAUACAACACCGUCGUCGCGUAUCGCAGCACUAAUCCUAACUCUUCAAUUAUUAUCGAAGUAAUCAUCGCGUACGACUCACUCGUUUGAACGUUAAUCAGAAAAUGUACAUGACCAGAUGACGCGGGCGACGAUUACGCGUGUUCAAUAGUUGCCAACACAAGUGCAUUAAUGACCGUAAUGCACAUCGGCGUCGAUCGAAUUCGCAUUGUCGAAGUUUAUGUCCCGAAGAAAGAUGCGGACCCACUCUUUUCCGGCAUCAGAUGAAGGAGGUGAAAACGAACAGAUAAAACAAAAAGAUCAAGAAGACGACGAUAAAAUUUUUUGUUCUAGCAAGACACAAGCACCGUUUAAUCUCCCUGUAUUUGAAGCGGUGGUAUCAACUACAAUGGUUUGUAUCUUAUCUAAUAAUCCCCAAUCAUGUAAAUUAUCGUACACAGCCGACGAUAUUUCUAAUCCUGUACCGCCUGUAAGCCCAGGGACUCCAAGAAGUUGCUCUAAACUUGGAGCUAUGGCGACAAUUGGGAAACGGUCUACAUUUGCUUUGCCAAUUAUAUCAGAGGCCAAUGUCAUCACGUUUAAGAUCAGUCAUUAAAUCAUUACCACUAUAUUUUUGCUUUGCCAAGACACUAGGACGAACCCAAUAUCUCUUUUUGGAAGCUUUUUUUGCUUCUAAACUUAAAAUUACACUAGCAGAUGCGGCAGUCACCACGUCAUUCUCGUUCCACAUUUUGUCCAAGACUAAAAUGUUUAUCAAAUAUGUUGCUUUGGUGUGGACGCGCUGGUUUUAAAUUUUGACGGCGACAUUUAAAGAAACCUUUUGUCACCGACAUUAGUGACAAAGUUGGCGACAAAUUUUUCUUGGUCUGGACGCGACUUUAGCUACAACAUUCAUGCAUUAUACUAUGAAUAAUGUUUGUUCUUAUCACUUAAUAAGAUAAAUUUUGUAUAUAUUUUAUG
Messenger RNA from Sipha flava (yellow sugarcane aphid), 2248 nucleotides. RefSeq lists its product as uncharacterized. The transcript has 4 exons. Bases 1509 to 1883 code for a protein of 124 amino acids. NCBI's taxonomy places the organism in Eukaryota, Metazoa, Arthropoda, Insecta, Hemiptera, Aphididae. The record is from RefSeq and is a predicted model, not a curated record.